Messenger RNA from Juglans regia (Persian walnut), 880 nucleotides. RefSeq lists its product as uncharacterized. Lineage: Eukaryota; Viridiplantae; Streptophyta; Magnoliopsida; Fagales; Juglandaceae. The transcript has a single exon. Gene Ontology annotation, molecular function: polysaccharide binding. The record is from RefSeq and is a predicted model, not a curated record. Bases 17 to 859 code for a protein of 280 amino acids.
UACUCAUUUAUAUUCAAUGAUUCAUUCAGUCAAUAUGCUCUCUCUCUCAAUGGCAAGAGGAAUCAUGAGCUUCCCUGCAGUAUUGACAACCCUUUUCGUUCUUUUGCUAUUUCAUCAAACUUGCAGUGUUAAGGAUAUUCAUCUUACCGAGGCAGGAAACGGUACUUGUUCUCCUUCUUCCUGUGGCAGUAUCCAAAACAUAAGCUAUCCAUUUCGAUUAAUGGAGGAUCCACCAAACUGCGGCGACCAAAGGUAUAAGCUGUCUUGUGAGAACAACAUUGCUGUCUUAUACUUAUAUGGUGGAAAGUACUAUGUUCGGGAAAUCAAUUACAGUGACUACACAAUCCGAGUAGUAGACUCGGGUAUUCAGAGGGCUAAUUUCUCCUCUAUCCCUCGUUAUUUUCUAACCGAUUAUAAUUUUAGUUAUGUGGAUCCAUAUUCUUACCCAGAAGGAACCUAUUAUUUUAAUAAGGUGGAUUCAAUUUAUUACGCACGAACGAUUAGUAUAGCUUUCUUGAGCUGUGAAAAGCAAGUGAUUAAUUCAGAGUACAGUGAUUUGAACAUUCCAACUAAUUGCUCUGAGAAGGGAGUAUAUUCUUCCAAGUACUCUUCAUCAUCUUCCCAGAUGCAUAGAUAUGUUGCAUAUGAUCUCACUCCAUUACCAGAGGAGGUGGAGGAAUCUUGCCGACUAGAUAUAAUAUCCCUAAUAUCGUUGGAAGCCGAUGGAUAUACAGAAGCAGCCCAUCGAUAUAAAAAAGCAGCUCCUUCCUGCGAAGAGAUCCACAACGAAUUGUUAUAUGGUUUUAUGCUUUAUUGGUUCCAAGUUUAUUGUAAAUGCGACGCCGGACCAAGCAUGUAAAUUGAGGAUCCACCAAACUGC